UAAUUCUUUUUAAUCUAACUUUUUCUCUAGUUCCUGGUCCCCUUUUCCUAUUGGCCUCAGUUGCUUUAAGGUACCUGCUUUAGUUUCUCUGAGAAGUGUUAUUUAAAUAAGAACCACUAACUUUAAUGGGUUACCAAGAAAGUGGAGGAAGAUGCUGAACGAUGGCUAUGGGGCAGCAGUAAGAAGUAGUUGGGAACCCUUAUCAGUACCGCUGAGGAAUAACCAGAGGGCAACAAUGGGGGCGGGGGAGCAAGAGCUACGUUUGAGACGCCAAACGCGAAAUACCGCGAGUUACCAAGGAAGAGCUCUAGAGGUUGGCUUCUGCCGUGGCUGGCGGGGCGUGUCAAGGAGGCUACGACCAGAACGCAGUGACGCGCUGCGGAGGCGUGGCCGUCGUGCGCACGUCCACUUCCGUCGCGCAUGCGUCCUGAGCUCCAUUGUGGCGGUUUAUUGGGAUCAGGAAGUUGAUGGAGUAUUAUGGUCUUUAACUCCUGAAGGAGAUGCGCUGUAGUGCAGUCAUCAGAGCCUACCAUAAAGUCUGCAGGUGUCUGUUGUCUGGGUUUGGGGGUCGAACAGAUGGAGGGCAGCCGGAGCGGUUGCCGGAAAGGAGUAGCUGUCCGGAAGGGCGCCCGAGGUCCCACGCGGAGCUUCCUGACAGCGAGCAGACUGUAGCCCCUGAGCCUGCCGAGGGGAGCGAGGCGCUGUUAGAGGUCUGUCAGAGAAGGCACUUUCUUAGCGGAACCAAGCAGCAGCUUAGCCGAGAUUCUCUUCUGAGCGGGUGCCACCCCGGCUUUGGGCCUUUGGGCGUAGAGUUGCGGAAGAACCUGGCGGCAGAAUGGUGGUCCUCGGUGGUGGUGUUCAGGGAGCAGGUCUUUGCGGUGGACGCCCUCCACCAGGAACCCGGCCCUUCGCUUCCCGGGGACAGUGCCUUCAGGUUAGUUUCUGCAGAAACUCUACGCGAAGUCUUGCAAGACAAGGAGCUGAGUAAGGACCAGCUAGUAGCAUUUCUUGAGAACUUACUAAAAACUUCUGGGAAACUACGGGAGAAUCUUCUUCACGGUGCCUUAGAGCACUAUGUUAGUUGCCUGGAUCUGGUAAACAGGAGGCUACCUUAUGGCCUCGCUCAGAUUGGAGUGUGUUUUCAUCCUGUUUGUGACACUAAGCAGAUACCUCAUGGUGUUAAAAGAAUUGGUGAGAAGACUGAAGCUUCAUUGGUAUGGUUUACUUCUGCAAGGACUUCAAGCCAGUGGCUUGAUUUCUGGUUGCGUCAUCGACUCCUAUGGUGGAGACAGUUUGCCACGAGUCCGUCCAACUUCAGCAGCAGUGAUUGUCAAGAUGAAGAAGGCCGAAAAGGAAACAAACUUUACUACAGUUUUCCCUGGGGAAAGGAGCCGAUAGAGACCCUGUGGAACCUAGGAGAUCAAGAACUCUUAGACAUGUAUCCUGGAAAUGUGUCUAAAUUACACGGCCGAGAUGGGCGGAAAAAUGUGGUUCCUUAUGUUUUAUCAAUAAACGGGGAUCUAGACGUAGGCAUGCUGGCUUACCUCUACGAUUCCUUCCAACUCACAGAGAAUUCCUUUUCAAAGAAGAAAAACCUCCAUAGAAAGGUGUUGAAACUCCACCCUUGCUUGGCCCCUAUGAAGGCUGCUUUGGAUGUGGGAAGAGGCCCAGCAGCUGAGCUCAGACAGGUUUGUCAAGGGCUAUUUAAUGAAUUGCUGGAAAAUGGCAUUUCUGUGUGGCCUGGUUAUUUGGAGACUGCACAGUCUUCCUUGGAACAGCUCUAUUCAAAGUAUGAUGAGAUGAGUAUUCUCUUCACGGUUCUGAUUACCGACUCCACUCUGGAGAAUGGAUUAGUACAUCUGAGAAGUAGAGACACCACAAUGAAGGAGAUGAUGCACAUCUCCAAGUUAAAGGACUUUUUAAUCAAGUGUAUAUCAUCAGCUAAAAACGUAUAGAUUUUCGUGUUUGUAUAAUAAAUAUUCU
This is a messenger RNA of Castor canadensis (American beaver), 1983 nucleotides long. It is a transcript of the gene Polg2, whose product is annotated as DNA polymerase gamma 2, accessory subunit. Gene Ontology annotation, cellular component: mitochondrion; cytoplasm. The record is from RefSeq and is a predicted model, not a curated record. Gene Ontology annotation, biological process: mitochondrial DNA replication. Lineage: Eukaryota; Metazoa; Chordata; Mammalia; Rodentia; Castoridae.